This is a messenger RNA of Sardina pilchardus (European sardine), 7929 nucleotides long. It is a transcript of the gene slka, whose product is annotated as STE20-like kinase a. Gene Ontology annotation, biological process: protein phosphorylation. Gene Ontology annotation, molecular function: ATP binding; protein serine/threonine kinase activity; protein binding. The coding region runs from base 715 to 4437 and encodes 1240 amino acids. The record is from RefSeq and is a predicted model, not a curated record. The transcript is spliced from 19 exons. NCBI's taxonomy places the organism in Eukaryota, Metazoa, Chordata, Actinopteri, Clupeiformes, Clupeidae.
UUCACGUCUUGACUCCCGUGAGAAGAAGCACCGUGGAAAGGAGGCUGGAUGGUGACUUCGCGAGGAAAACGUGGAUGGUCAAACAAAAACCGUCAGUCGAGGAAGUAAAUGGGAGUUUAUGGUCUUUUAUCAUUUUUGUUUCAUACACUUAUCCAGCCUCAAGGAGCUUGAAUCUUCAGGCCGACGUCUCAACAAUCAUUACCGAUUGAAAGGAGCUUUCUGUGGAGUUUGGCGAGACCAGCAUCCGCUACCAUCAUAUUCCAACUACGGAUAUACUCAGUGGCACGACCACGGAUUUAAACAUCUGACUAUAUCUACAUUUCAUUGUUCAGGGAGGCAUAUGGAUUCAGAUAUACUCAUUGAAAUCGAUUGUAGGCUCUCCCAGGCGCAGACGUUCCAUGAGAAGCCAUAGGAAUAAGGCGUUCAAUGUGUCGAAUGAUAGAAUAAGCUAGAUACAUUGUAUUUUGUGGUAAGAAACAUUGUGUGUUUUCGACAUUGAGAACAUUAGAUGUGUGGAUGGUACAAUUUUGCACCAACGCCUCAAACAUUAUUGUCGUGUCAUUCAGUAGCUGCGGACAGCAAUACUGGAGACCAGAUAACUAGCUCUUAUUCAUUUGACUGGUUCAUUAAAGACACACGGCUAAUUAUCAGGAGUGGAACAUUUGUUUUGGUUCUGGACUUUGGGAACGUAGCUGUUUUCUCUACAAAGGCAAAAUGUCCUUUUUUAAUUUUCGGAAAAUCUUUAAACUGGGAACCGAAAAGAAAAAGAAACAAUACGAACACGUUCACAGAGACUUGAAUCCGGAGGAGGAGUGGGAUAUUAUAGGAGAGCUGGGCGAUGGAGCCUUUGGCAAAGUGUACAAGGCCCAGAACAGGCAGACGAAUGUGUUGGCUGCUGCUAAAGUGAUCGACACCCAGACAGAGGAAGAGCUGGAGGACUACAUGGUGGAGAUCGAGAUCCUGGCAUCAUGUGAUCACCCCAAUAUCGUCAAACUCCUAGAUGCCUACUACUACAUGAACAAGCUAUGGAUCCUGAUAGAGUUCUGUGGGGGAGGAGCGGUGGAUGCUGUGAUGCUGGAGCUGGAGCGGCCAUUGACAGAGCCCCAGAUCCGCGUGGUGUGUAAGCAGACUCUUGAGGCACUCCAGUAUCUCCAUGACAACAAGGUCAUCCAUCGUGACCUGAAGGCUGGCAACAUCCUCCUCACCAUUGGUGGCGAGAUCAAGCUGGCUGACUUUGGUGUGUCUGCUAAGAAUACAAAGACUCUUCAGCGGAGAGAUUCCUUCAUCGGGACGCCAUACUGGAUGGCCCCUGAGGUGGUGAUGUGUGAGACCUCUAAGGACCGGCCGUACGACUCGAAGGCAGACAUCUGGUCCCUGGGUGUCACCCUGAUCGAGAUGGCCGAGAUCGAGCCCCCCAACCACGAGCUCAACCCCAUGAGGGUGCUCCUGAAGAUUGCCAAGUCCGAACCCCCCUCACUUAUGAAACCGUCAAGAUGGUCAUCCCAGUUUAAAGACUUCCUGCGUAAGUGCCUGGACAAGAACAUGGACAACAGGUGGACUACAACUCAGCUGCUGCAGCAUCCAUUUGUUGCGAGUGUGGUGGAUAAUAAGCCCGUGAGAGAGCUGAUUGCAGAGGCCAAAGCUGAAGUCACUGAGGAAAUUGAAGAGGGCAAAGAGGAGGAGGAGGAGGAGGACACUGACACACUGCUGGUGGUGCCCAGCCACAAGCGUGCCCUGUCGGAUGCCAGCGCCGGCAGCUCAGAAGACGAGAGGGGCAUCCCCAGCCCUGCCCCCUUGGAUGCCGUCUCUGAGAUGGCAGAGCCCGAGCCACAACCCGCUCAGGUCAAAGGUCAUGAGGAGGAAAAGAAGAAGGAGGUGGUCAUGGUGACACCUGCUGGAACUGAGGAGGAAGUGCAGGUCAGGGCAGAAGAUGAGGACAAAGACCAACCAGAAGCAGUCCAGGAAGUACAGGACACUGUACCGGUCAUCGGUGAGACUGAAGAGAAAGACAAGAAGACAGAGGAGAUCAAUGAGGGAAAGAGUGAAGAAAAGGAAGAGGAAGAGGAGAAGAAGAUGGUGGAGGAAGAGGAGAAGAAGAUAGUGGAGGAAGAACAGAAGAAGGUAGAGGAGAUAGAAAACAAGGUGGAAGAAGGAAAGGAGGCUGAUGCGAGUGAAGAGGUGAAGGCUGAGGUGAAGGAGGUAGAGAAAGAAGAGAAGGAGGAAGAAGAAGCGGUGAUAAAGGAAGAGAAUCAAGUGAAUGGGGAGGAAGAACAGAAAGAAAUUGAGAUGGAGAACAAAGAGGAGAAAGAGGAAACGGUGAUUGAGAAACUUCCUCCGCUUCCCGAUGCCUCGGAACGGGCAGACGCCGAGACGGGAGAGGAGAUCAACCAUAAGCCCGAGGAACCGAUAGACAAGCCGGCAGAGCCACUGGAAGAACCUGAAGAACAGAAGCCUGAAGCGGAAACUGUAGCCGAGCCAGCGGAACGGUCUGACAGCAUCUCUGAAGAGUCCAAAGAACUGCCCACAGAACCGAGUACUGGAGGGGCCGAGGAACCGGACAGCACAACAGAAACCGAGAAAGACAAAGAACAAGAAGAGGAAGGGAAGGAUGCUAGAGAGGAACCAGCCGAAGGAGCAGAACUCCCCUCAGAUGGAGCUGCAGCAGUAGUGGAGUCCACAGAGAACCCCUCCGACCCCAUCUCUAAGGUGGAGGAGGUGCAGGGAGCAGAGGAAGAAGUGGUGGAGGCAGUGAAAGGAGAGGAGGAAGAGGAGAAGGAAGAGAAGGAGGCGAAAGAGGUAGAGAAUGGUGAGGCUGCCGACCCGGGAAAGAUUACAGACGAGGAGAAGAAGGAUUCACUGACAGAGCAGUCAGUAACAUCUACAGAUGUUCCCCCGGUGAUUGUUGUCGAGAGCGAUGAGAGGAUUCAGACCCCGGAGACCAAAGUCGAGGAGGAGAAGGAGAAAGAGAAGGAUUCUGAUUCAGGGAACAGCUCAGCUGCUGACACCAACAGCAUCGACAUCAACCUGUCCAUCUCCAACUUCCUGUCCAAAAACAAGGACGGCUCUGUCUCCAUACAGGACACCAGACGUCAGAAAAAGACCCUGAAGAAGACGCGCAAGUUCAUGGUGGACGGUGUGGAGGUCAGCGUGACCACUUCCAAGAUCAUCACCGACAACGACACCAAGAGCGAAGAGCUGCGCUUCCUCAGGCGACAGGAGUUGCGUGAGUUGAGACUUCUUCAGAAGGAGGAGCAGAGAGCCAUGCAGCAGCUCAACAGCAAACUCCAGACGCAGAGGGAGCAACUCUUCAGGCGCUUUGAACAGGAGACCACUGGUAAGAAGCGUCAGUAUGAGCAGGAGCUGGAGACCCUGGAGAAGCAGCAGAAGCAGUCCAUCGAGCGUCUGGAGCAGGAGCACACGAGCCGCCUGAGGGACGAGGCCAAGCGCAUCAAAUCAGAGCAGGACAAGGAGCUCGCCAAGUUCCAGAACAUGAUGAAGAACCGCAAGAAAGAGGUGAAACAGGAAGUAGGCCAGUCCCCCAAACAUAUGAGAAAAGAGCUGCGCAAGCGCUUAAAGGAAGACCUAGCAAUCGCACAGCAUGAAGAGGAACAAGAAUUUCUGCAGCGACAGCAGCAAGAGUUGGAUGCAGCCCUGAAGAGGAUCAUCCAGCAGCACAAACACGAGCUGGCCACCAUCGAGAGAGACUGCCUCAACCACAAACAGCAGCUCAUGAGAGCCCGUGAAGCAGCAAUGUGGGAGCUGGAGGAGCGCCACCUUCAGGAGAAGCACCAGCUGCUCAAGCAGCAGUUGAAGGACCAGUACUUCAUGCAGAGACACCAGCUGCUCAAGAGGCAUGACAAGGAGAUGGAGCAGAUGGCUGGCUAUAACCAGCGUUUAAUGGAGGAGAUGAAGAACAAGCACACGCAGGAGAAGGGGCGCCUGCCCAAGAUCCAGCGCAGCGAGGCCAAGACCCGCAUGGCCAUGUUCAAGAAGAGCCUGCGCAUCACGGGCACCGGCACGCCCGAACAGGACCGCGACAAGAUCAAACAGUUUGCGGUCCAAGAGGAGAAGAGGCAGAAGAAUGAGCGGCUUCAUCAGCAGCAGAAACACGAGAACCAGAUGAGGGAUCUCCAGCUCCAAUGUGAUUCCAACAACAGAGAGCUUCAGCAGCUGCAGAAUGAGAAGUGCCACCUGCUGGUGGAGCACGAGACUCAGAAGCUGAAGGAGCUGGACGACGAGCACGGCAACGAGCUCAAAGAGUGGAGAGAGAAGCUGAGACCACGCAAGAAGGCCCUGGAGGAGGAGUUCAGCAGGAGGCAGCAGGAGCAGGACGUGUUCUUCAGCACCAGCGGCGACUCCGAGUGCCUGAACCCCAGCGCCCAGAGCAGGGUGUCCAAGUUCUACCCGGUCCCCGGGGCCCACUCCUCUGGGUCCUAACCAACAAACACACACACACACACACACACACACACACACACACCCACACCCACACCCACACCCACACCCACACACACACACACACACACACACACACCCACACACACCCACACACAUACGCACACAUAGGGUGCCUCUCAUUUGGGCUUUUAUACGUCCUCCCUCGCUCCUCGGGCCUCGAUCCUCACUGAUCUACAUAAAGAAUGAUGGGGCGAAAACAAUGGGAUAGUCUAUCCAGUGUUAGUUAUAGAUCAGUGGGAACGCCCCUCGAGGAUCGAGGAGGCAUGUUGAGAAGCACCUAUAUACAUACGCACACACAGUGAGGGUUCCAUGGGUUUCUGCAUCAUUGACAAUCCUGGGAGCUUUGUCACAGAUCACACCCAUUCCGCUCUGAGGCUGCAGAAGCUCAAUCAGUGCCACCGCCCUCACGUCCACAAAUGAAGACGCUCCUGAACACGCUCCGCUGAAGCUUUGGAGCUUUCCUAAGCCAUUCAUUAUUGAGUGAGUGACUGACUGUGUGAGCCCUGCUAACAUGCUAACAUGCUCCCUGCCCCUUGCUUACUGAUGGGCUCUCCACAUCAGGGGCACGUUGAGGGUUACAGAUGAGACCCAAAUAGACUGAAACCCAACAAGACUCUUCCAGCCCAGAGCCGACCAGACACAAACCAGCCUGACCCGACCUGAUUGGAGAAAAGCAGGCGGGCAGGCCCAACCUAAACAGACCUUGCCAGAGCUGGUCAGGCAAGACAAGACGAGACAAGACGAGAGCAGGUGGACUACAUUAGAAUGCAUCCAAUCUUCCGCAAACGGCUCAGGCAAUGCAGUGGAGCAUUUACUCUAGAGACGCUUUUCAGUUCAAGUUCAGCCCCUAUUCCUCAGUUCCUAGAGGGAAGCCAGUGCCUCAAAUGUGUGUGUUGUCCAUGUUGGUGUGUGUUUGUCUUCAUGUGUGUUUGUGAUGUGAUGUAUGUAUGUUUGUAUGUAUGUAUGUAUGUAUGUAUGUAUGUAUGCAUGUUGUACUUGUGUUUCAAUGUUUGUUUGUGUGUCCGUACGUGUGGGUUAGUGUAUGUGUGUUAGUCACAGAUGGACCUAUUCCUGUCUUUGCCCUCCCUUAUGCUGCUCAGUGCGUCUGCUCUGAGGUGGCUGAAAACGUCUAGAAACUUCUAGAAUGUGUAGUACGCUACAGAACGUAACUAACCGCUCUGUGCUCGAAUGAAUCACAAGACUCUGAAGGACAAACUUAUUCAUUGUUACCCAAAGGAACUGGACUGCGCGAAACACAUGAAGUGCUCGUCGGUGCUUUCAAUGUGAUGGUGUGUGACUCAAAUGAAGUUGUUUAUGUAAUAGUCGAUGCAUGUUCCCUUUCGAGUGGGUGUGACCGUGACUAAUCGCACCGUUGCUAUGAUGACGAGCAGCUAUUCCCCGUGCGGUGGCCAUGUCAAGUGUGUUUCCAUGGAUACAGAAUGGGAGUAUUGCUGUUGUAUAUCCUACUGGUAUAUAUCCUAAUGGUAUGUGAUUUUCUUUUUUUUUUCUUUUUUUUUUCUAAAGAACCUUAAAUCUCUAAGGUUGGAUCAAAACAAAAUGAAGCACUUUGGAACUUGAGUGUUCUUCAGUAACUUUCCAAUUAUAGUCCUGGAGAGGUUUGGAGAUGUUUAAUGAAUUUCAGUGGAAUGUAUUAUUGCACUGUUUCAACCCAACUGAGAAUAUGCAGUAUGAAGGUCUUGUGCAUUUAAAAGGCAUGUAUGCCUAGAUAGAUUGCUAGCUUAUCUUGGCCACUUUCUCUUGAAAUGAUUUUUAGCACAUAUCUGCUUAAUGCACACAAGCUUUUGAUGAAGGACACGGGAGAGUAUGUGGUGAUAUUGGAUGUGUCAUUUUAAUGUAAAACCUUCCUUUUUAUUUUUUCAAAUCUGAUCGUAUUUUAUUACUGCUGUUACUUGUCUGACUUGUCCCCCCAUUGAAUGUCUGACAAUGAAUGAUGUCAUGCUGAUUUGCUGGUCAUGGGCACUUGUGAUGGCUUAAAGGAAGAAACUGUUUGAAUAUUACAUGGUCAUUGUCUUACUGUAUGCUGUUUUUUGAUGAUAACAAUUUCUUUUGAUGUCGGUCCAAAUGGUUACCAUGGCAAACAGCCCCUGGUGGAGUGCUUUAAUACGGUCACCUUUUCAUGUCCUUUCUGAUGUGCUGCUCAAUGAAGAAUUAGCUGUAACUAAUGCUGUCUAGACAAUAAGGUUUUCCCAGUUUGUACUGAAUAUGCGCUUGUUUUCAUAGUUCCUCGAUCUGUCUGACAAUAGUAAAAAAAAAUGGGCUUUUCUGCACUGAGCUCCAGCGGUGCUGAGGGAGCGGUUUGAGACCAGACCGUUGUUGUCAUCGGAGAAUCAUUUGGCCAACUGGCGCUGAGAUAAAGCUCAGAACAACUCGGAAGGCCAACAGGGAACAAAACCCACAUGAAUAUGGUGGGUAAGCUGGAUCUGUGCUUUCUGUCUCAGAUCUGUAUAUUAGCAGAGUCUGAGGCUUUAUGCGUAUUUAGUCUCUUUUCUUGAUGCCGCUCAUGGGACACACAGUCCCUGUCCUAAAGGCAGCGCGUCACCAGUCCCCCAUUGAGCUCUGCAUGCAGAAGAUGGUUGUGUCUGCCACAGGACGAGCUCUGCAUGACCAGGGCUCGCGCUCACACAAACUCUCUCACUCUGUAGGUGAUGGGUGAAAUGCUGUGUGUGUGUGUGUGUGUGUGUGUGUGUGUGUGUGUGUGUGUGUGUGUGUGUGUGUGUGUGUGUGCAUAUGAGUGUGCAAAACACAUUAUCUCAGGUAUACUGUUUCUAAAAGCAAUAGUAGCAGUCAGUUUGUUAUUAGAUGAGGUAGAGGAUGAUCUAUCAUUAUCUUGGUCAAUUGAUCUUACUGCAUUAAUGCCACUAGGAAACAGCCGCAUGGGAAGUGUGUGUAUGAGUGUGUACUGUAUGUAACUAUGUAUUUGCAAAUGAAGGUGGUUUAAGGCAGGUGAUUCAAGGUUUGUAGAGUGGACUGCAUUACACUCACAUUACAAUGAUUGUGUCGAGAAACGCUGAAGUCUGUUAGCAGAUGGUGUUUUGGAGCAGACCGUGGCCCAGAGCCAAUGCACAUCCAGGCUGGAUUGAUUUGUCAUCUGUUAUUUGGAGCCAUUGCAGAGAUAUCCCAAGUGAUGGAUUGCUACUGGGACACAUGACAGCUGUUUGUGUGGCGAAACACUCCGUAUGCAUAUCUAAGAGUAUCCCAGGCUUGCGUACCCAUAUGAUGCUGUACAACUGUCCUGGGGUCAGGCACAAACGCACACAUGAUCUGUCCAUGUAUGGGGGUAUAUGUCCUAGCUGUAUUUUGGAAAGGUCAUGACUAGAAAUGUGACCAGCAUUGUUAACGCUUGGAUAUUUGGAUGGAAUGUCUGUUAUGCAUAUUUCAGUUACAGUUUUAGGGUUGCAAGAGGUCUCUCUGGAGAUCCCUCAUAAUGCUGUAAAUAAAAUGGUUAUUUUA